Messenger RNA from Phytophthora infestans T30-4, 492 nucleotides. RefSeq lists its product as uncharacterized. The transcript has a single exon. The coding region runs from base 1 to 492 and encodes 163 amino acids. The record is from RefSeq and is a predicted model, not a curated record. Lineage: Eukaryota; Oomycota; Peronosporomycetes; Peronosporales; Peronosporaceae.
AUGGAUACUGACUCAGCAUACAUGGCUUUCAGUUGUGAGAAACCUUUUCAGAGCUGUAUCAAGCCUGAGCUACGAGAGUACUUCCAAAAGCAUAAAUACGAGUGGUUCCCACGCGACUACAACGAAGGGGUAGCGAAGUUCGAGCGACGUACACCAGUAUUAUUCAAAGAUGAAUGGACAGGUAAUGCGAUGGUCUCUCUCUCAUCCAAGAACUGCAUCUGCUAUCUACCGGACGAGUCCUACAAGGUCAAGGUUUCAGCAAAGGGCGUUCAGCAAGGUCGUGGUCGCAAUGAGGAUGUUUCAAGCCCAAAAUGUUUCGAGACUGUUGUCCGAGACCGUAUCACGCUACAAGGUACCAACAAGGGAUUUCGACUGAGUAAGGAGACAAAGUCAAUUAUUACGUAUAGUCAGACGAAGACGGCCUUGUCAUAUUAUUAUGAUAAGCGCCAAGUCCUCGAAGAUGGCAUCUCGACUGCUCCAUUGGAGAUAUAA